UGACGUCAGCAGGCGGCGCGCCGCCCGCACUGCGGCACCUAGUCCGCUCUCUGAGCCGGAGUGGCUGGCUGGUUGCUGGGUGGCUGCUGGGGCGUCCCGUGACUGCCCCGCCCCGCCCCGCCCCGCGCGGUAGGCAGCUUCGCACCGUCUCAGUGUCCGCCCGGGGGGAACGGGCCGUCGGCCGCUCUGAGCUCAGUUCUCUGGUGUCUGUUUCCUUUUAGGGUGUCAGCUUGGUGCUGAGUCUCGAACCGGUGAAAUGCCUUAAUUACAUCUGAGAAAAGGAUGCUUAUCGAGUCAGGGCUUUAUGUUACAACUUGAUGCUCUCCAUAUAGCUGAGAUAUGCCCACUGUGGAGAGUGAAGCCAAACUGAAAACCAGAGUUCGCUUUGAGGAAUUGCUUAAGACCCACCAUGAUGUUAUACAUGAACGAAAAAAACUGAAGAAAAAAACUGGCAUAUCUGGAGAAAAAACUGUACUUGACGCUGUUAGAAGCAAUCUUCAGAAAAGUAAAGAAACUAAAAGUGAUGAUGUAAGUGCUAGUAACACUAAUAACCCAGAGAAGAUUAUGCCAGUCACUAAAAACAAACUAAGGAAUCUCCAGUCAGCCCCUGAAAAUCCAGAUGAUGUCAGUGCAGAGGAAGACAAGCAAGGAAAGGCGAGUAAAAAGGUAAAAACAGCACUCCAGGUGACUGCACAAGGAAUGGAACCGGCAACUCCCAGGAAGAAGGUGGAUUCUAUGCAUCGGAAAGCACAAACCAGGUCACAGCCAGGUGUUGCUCGUCAGAAAAGUGAGAAGGCAGAUGAAGAAAGAGAAAAUAAUAAUUUAGAUGAGGAAGAAGAGCUGAUGCAAGCAUACCAACUUCAAGUAGCUGAAGAAAUGGCAAAGGAGAUUAAGAAGAAAAUAAGAAAGAAACUCAAAGAACAGUUGACUUACUUUCCUUCAGAUACUUCAUUACAUGAUGGCAAAUUGAACAGUGAGAAAAAAGAUACUUCAUUGCAUGAUGGCAAAUUGAACAGUGAAAAAAAAGUAAAGAAAAAGAAGAAAGUUCCAAUCUCAUCUAAAGCUGAGUCAAGAGCAUACCGACCUAAAGAAGAAGCUAAAAGUAAUCCAGCCAUCCAGAGUACCUUAACCAUCUCUGAUGACACAGUUGAAGGUGAACAAAAGAAGAAAUCUCCAGUUAGAACAGUUACUUCAGAUUCUCAUCAAGAUGGUAAAAUAAGCUCAAUGGAAGAAAAUGGAGAAGACAGCAUGCAAGAGGACACAAAAUCCAAACCAAAAAAAAAGAAAAAGAAGGCCAGAUCAGUUUCAGAUGAUAAAGAAGACACAGGUGGUGAUGGUGUUCAUGAAGUUACAAGCCGAGAUAGUCCUGUCUAUCCCAAAUGUUUGCUUGAUGAUGAUCUUGUCCUGGGAGUUUACAUUCACCGAACUGAUCGACUUAAAUCUGAUUUUAUGAUUUCUCACCCAAUGGUAAAAAUUCAUGUGAUUGAUGAGCAUACUGGUCAAUAUGUCAAGAAAGAUGAUAGUGAACGGCCUGUUUCAUCUUACUGUGAAAAAGAGAAUGUGGAUUACAUUCUUCCCAUUAUGACCCAGCCAUUUGAUUUCAAACAGUUAAAAUCAAGACUUCCAGAAUGGGAAGAACAAAUUAUAUUUAAUGAAAACUUCCCCUAUUUGCUUCGAGAUUCUGAUGAGAGCCCUAAAGUCAUUUUGUUUUUUGAGAUUCUUGAUUUCUUAAGCAUGGAUGAAAUUAAGAAUAACUCUGAAAUUCAAAGUCAAGAAUGUGGCUUUCGGAAAAUUGCCUGGGCAUUUCUCAAGCUUCUUGGAGCCAAUGGAAAUGUAAACAUCAAUUCAAAACUUCGUUUGCAGCUGUAUUACCCACCUACUAAGCCUCGAUACCAAUUAAAUGUUGUUGAGGUUUUUGAAUGGUGGUCAAAACACCCAAGAAAUUGGUACCCAUCAACAUUGUACGUAACUGUAAGAGGACUGAAAGUUCCAGAAUGUAUAAAGCCAUCUUACCAUUCUGUGGUGGCUCUUCAGGAGGAAAAAGGUAAACCAGUGCACUGUGAACGACACCACGAGGCCAGUUCAUUAGAUGCAGAACCUGGACUAGAAGAUUCCAAGGAAGUGGUGAAGUGGAAACGACUACCUGGGCAGGCUUGCCGUAUUCCAAACAAGCACCUCUUCUCACUAAAUGCAGGAGAACGAGGAUGUUUUUGUCUUGCUUUCUCUCACAACGGAAGAAUAUUAGCAGCAGCCUGUGCUAGCAGGGAUGGAUAUCCGAUUAUUUUAUACGAAAUUCCUUCUGGACGUUUCAUGAGAGAAUUGUGUGGCCACCUCAAUAUUAUUUAUGAUCUUUGCUGGUCACAUGACGAUCGCUAUAUCCUUACUGCCUCAUCUGAUGGCACUGCCAGGAUCUGGAAAAAUGAAAUAAAUAGUACCAGUACUUUCAGAGUUUUGCCUCAUCCUUCUUUUGUUUACACGGCUAAAUUCCAUCCCGCUGUGAAAGAGGUGGUGGUUACAGGGUGCUAUGAUUCCGUGGUACGGAUAUGGAAAGUUGAUAUGAGAGAGGAUCCUGCCGUAUUGAUCCGACAGUUUGACACACACAGGAGUUUCAUCAACUCUCUCUGUUUUGAUGUUGAAGGUCAUCACAUGUAUUCAGGAGAUUGCACAGGGGUGAUUGUUGUUUGGAAUACCUAUGUCAGAGUUAAUGAUGUGCCACAUUCAGUGCAUCACUGGAGUGUAAAUAAGGAAAUUAAAGACAGUGAGUUUAAGGGGAUUCCCAUAAGUUAUUUGGAGGUUCAUCCCAAUGGAAAACGAUUGUUAAUCCAUACCAAAGACAGUACUUUGAGAAUUAUGGAUCUCCGAAUAUUAGCAGCAAGGAAAUUUGUAGGUGCAGCAAAUUAUCAGGAAAAGAUUCAUAGUACUUUGACACCAUGUGGGACUUUUCUCUUUGCUGGAAGUGAGGAUGGUAUAGUAUACGUUUGGAACCCAGAAACAGGAGAACAAGUUGCGAUGUAUUCUGACCUGCCAUUCAAAUCACCCAUUCGAGACAUUUCUUAUCACCCACUUGAAAAUAUGGUUGCAUUUUGUGCGUUUGGGCAGAAUGAGCCAAUUCUUCUGUAUAUUUAUGAUUUCCAUGUUGCCCAGCAAGAGGGUGAAAUGUUCAAACGCUACAAUGGGACAUUUCCGUUACCUGGAAUACACCAAAGUCAAGAUGCUUUAUGCACCUGUCCUAAACUGCCUCAUCAAGGCUCUUUUCAGAUAGAUGACUACGUCCAGGCUGACAGUUCUUCAAUGAAGAUGCAGCAAGUGAAACAGAGACUCGAUUCUGUCACAGAGGUGAUACGAGCCUGUACUGCAAAGGUCAACAAAAAUCUCUCGUUUACUUCAAUGCCAGCCUCCUCACAGCCGUCUAAGGUAAAGCAGUCAGACAUGCUGGCCGCUCAUCAGAUUCUUCAUCAGUUUGGUUUCACUCAGACCGGAAUUAUCAACAUAGAAAGAAAGCCUUGUAACCAUCAUGUAGAUACAGCACCAACGGUAGUGGCUCUUUAUGACUACACAGCAAAUCGAUCAGAUGAACUAAGCAUCCAUCGCGGAGACAUUAUCCGAGUGUUUUUCAAAGAUAAUGAGGACUGGUGGUAUGGCAGCAGAGGAAAGGGACAGGAGGGUUAUUUCCCAGCUAAUCAUGUGGCUAGUGAAACACUGUAUCAAGAGCUGCCUCCAGAGAUAAAGGAGCGAUCCCCUCCUUUAACCACAAAGGAGAAGACCAAACUGGAAAAACCUUCUUCAGCUCUUCAAAAGCGGUCAGUCAUUAAGGACAAGUCCCAAGAUUUCAGGUUGGGCUCAGAGUCUGUGACACAUUCUGAAGUGGGCAAAGCGCAGAGCUGUGAGGACCGAGGGCACACAAUGGAUAUGCAGGGGAAGAAGAAUGACCAAACCAGUCAAAAGGUCACCCUAAUAGAGUAAAGAGUUGAAGAAUGAAGAGACAACCAAAUACACAGAAAUGAAAUGACAAAUUAAACCAAAUGGAAUUUCUCUUCAGAGUGAAGAACUUCCAGAUACUAAGGAAGAAAGUAAGGCCCCACUACUCCUUGUCCUUAUGAAAGAAUCUAGAAAAAUCAGAAGCAAGGUAUGAGUAGAAAAAUAAAUGGGGCCUUUUGACCUUAAUUAUUUUAAACCAUUGUGAUUGUUGUUGAUCCGAGUAUUGGUCCUUAUGUGUAUUAGUUAUUGCAUCAGAAUUACAUUACCACCGUUGGAAAACCAAUAAAGAAAAAAACAUAAUUGCCACUCAGCCGAGAUGAAGGAAAAGUGUUUGCACUGUCAGGAUGUCCAUUAAGCAGUCAUUUAAUAUUCUUACAUCUGUAUUGUGAUUGUAUGUGUGAUGUUCUGUUCAGAAUAUGAAAUACAUGCUUUUGAAAUUUAACUUUAUUUAAGAGGGAAGCAGCUUCAGAAUGUGUAUUCAAAAUGGUCCCAGUAAGAAAGACAUUAAAAGGGAACAAAUUUGUUAGUUUUGAAUGAAUCAUAUAUGUAACUUGAUACAUACAAACUAAAAAUGGCUUUUGGCAGCAGUGUUUCAAAUUACUUUUUAAAAAGAGCACUUCAUAUUUAAGCAUAUAAGUAAUUUGUAGACUUAACAUUGUUUAAUAUUUAUUUUAGUCUUAACAUUUAUUCUUACAUUGCAUUAUUUAUUUCUUGAGUUCCAGAACAAUGGUAUCAUUACUAUGUGACUAUAUAUAUAUAUAUAUAUAUAUAUAUAUAUAUAUAUAUACACACAUAUAUAUAUAUGUAGUGUGUGUGUGUGACUAUAUAUUUUAAAGUGUGAUGUUAGAAAAGUUCAUUUCUUUGGUUUUUUUUUUUCUUGACUCUUCUCCUUUCUCAACUAUGUGAUUAUAAGUCUGUCAAUAAAUAUGUAAUCCCACACAGGUCAAAACUAAUAAAACCCAGAAAACUUAUUUACCAAAUUAGACAAUUGAUUCCAUUAAAGUUAGAAGUGAGAAAAAAAGUGUUGAGCAUUGAGGUGUAAAUUUUGCCCAGAUGUAUACCCAAUAUAAAAUAUCUUCUAGUAAAAAUGUAUGUGGCUCUUAUCCCUGCACAUGUUGUUGAGGCAUGAAAAUUGGUAAACAUUCCCCUGCUGUGUAGAACAUAAAAGGGGGGAGCAUUUUUGAAGGUGGUGAGUGGCAUCAAUGCCAGCCAAAGCCCUCAGCGAUCAGCACAGAAGUCUGUUCGGGUGGCACAGAGCCCCCAGUGUCCUGAGUGCACACAUCUGUGCCUUCACGUACAGCCCAGCCCAAGCAGCUUGAGUCACCCUUGUAGAAGCUUGUUCUUUCUGUCUUGUGAAUGCACUUGAUAAUUAAAAAAUAAAAAUACGCAUCUCUGCAGUUUCAGCUCAUUGUUUUGAGAUGCGUACUGAUCCUCUGAUUUCAGUUUUAAUCACAAAGAAUUUCAACAAGUUGCAGAAAGAUUUUAAAUCAAGACAGAUGAAACAUGUCAAGGGAGCUAAACAUCUGCUGAGAUCUCAAUGUUCAUAUGAAAAAUAAAGGGUUAUUUUUAUAUCGCAACUACUGAAGACAAAAAUAACAAUUGAGGCAAAACCAGGAAAAGUUGGUUUUACUCAAAGCCCAGUCCUUCUCUCUUUUGUCCUGUUGACAAAUGAGACUCCAGUUAUGUCCACAAAUAGAUUAAUAAAACAUCUUUACCAUUCUCUCAAACAUGAGAUGGGGUGGGGGCGAUCAUAAAAGUGCCCUCCAAAUAGAAGUCCAAAUUAUAGUCAAGUAAAGGAAUCGGACACAAGAAUCUAUUUGAAGAUUCUAAUACUGCACAUUUUCUUAGUAACAAAUGAGUUUUCUUUGUUUAUCUUCAUUCUGAAAUCAUUGAAUUGUGUCCCAUUUUAUGAAGUCUCUUUUCUCCAAACAAGUAACAUUUUGACACUAUCUUUCUCUAGAUCUAAAUAAUAUUUUUAAGCCAUUCUUACAGAUUUAUUUCCCAAUUGAUUCUACUCUAUCUUGAACAUUAAACUUUCUUCAAUAUCAAAACUAUAUAGUGGAUAAGAUUUGCAAAGCUAGUACAACAAUCAAGUUUUUAAAGGUUUAAGACAUGAAAUAUUUUACACCAUGAUGCAAAUAAAUGUUUAAAAUGCACAUUUUAAAUGAAAUCAGUGUUUUUAAGUGACUAAUACUUGGUACUUUUAAAACCUUAUGUAAGGCUUCUUUCCAGAAAAGCAAAUACUUGACCUUCAUUUUAGUUUUAAGUUACAGGGAAGUUUUAUUGCAAAAAGACGUUUUCACUUUAGGAAGCUCGACAAGAGUAUAUCUGGGAAAUAAUUUACCAUUUCAUAGCUUUAUAUGACAUGUCACUUUAAUUGUAUAUUUAAUUCACAAAUAUUUUUGAGAGUUAGAGUUCUAGGACCUUUAAAUUCAAGACCUUCAACUUGUUUUUUACGGAUUUUAUUUUUAAACCAUCUCUACAUCCAACAUGGGGCUCCAACUUACAACUCCAAGGUCAAGAGUCACAUGCUGUACCGACUGAGCCAGCCAGGUGCCCCAAGACUUUACACUUUUACAUGUAUUUAAAUGAUUUCCAUCGAAGAGCCGUAUCUGUUAAGUAAAUUAUGAGAACAUUUUUCAACAGUCUGACUUUUUUAAGCUAUGUAUUUGUUGAUUUCUGCUUCAUUGAACUCAGGAACAGAAAAUAUUCCCCAAAUCUUCACCUUAUGUAUAUGAUCUCAUUUACUCUUCACAUCAAACCUAUGAGGUAGGUAGACUAUUACCUGCCCUACAAAUAAGGAAACCAAGAUUUUGAAGGUUAAGUAAUUUGUCCAAGUGCACGUGACCAGUGAUGUCACCACAAGUUGUAAAUGGAGAUUGCCAGACUCUACUGGGAGGUCUCUGAAGGGCUGGAUCUCAGUUACUGUAUAGAGUAAAUGCCAGUAAAUGCUUAUUGUUGGAGACUCCAGCACAAGCUAGAAGAAAGAAGCAGUUUGGAUGUACCCACAACCACACUCAGACUAGAAGCAUCUAAUAUGUCUUUAAUGCAACAGAUACCC
Messenger RNA from Acinonyx jubatus (cheetah), 7039 nucleotides. It is a transcript of the gene AHI1, whose product is annotated as Abelson helper integration site 1. Gene Ontology annotation, biological process: motile cilium assembly. The record is from RefSeq and is a predicted model, not a curated record. Bases 340 to 3963 code for a protein of 1207 amino acids. Gene Ontology annotation, cellular component: ciliary basal body. The transcript is spliced from 28 exons. NCBI's taxonomy places the organism in Eukaryota, Metazoa, Chordata, Mammalia, Carnivora, Felidae. Gene Ontology annotation, molecular function: protein binding.